Molecule: messenger RNA, 1176 nt
Organism: Penicillium salamii
Lineage: Eukaryota; Fungi; Ascomycota; Eurotiomycetes; Eurotiales; Aspergillaceae
Source: the annotation of a GenBank genome assembly
AUGGCAACCGCAUCUGAACAGUUACAACUCGACCGACUAGAGCUGGGCAGCUCGUCUGUUCAUCCUCUCGCGUUUGAAUCUUUUGAUCUGCCAGCUUCCAACCAACGGAUUCUCGGGCCACCGCAUCCCAAGCACACGCCUAUUCCACUCGCACUCCGACCAGCUCCAUCUGAAUCGGAACUCACUUUGGAAAAUGUGACUGAAACAAUUCAAGCCCUCCAAGCAGAAGAUGGGACCUUGACCAAAAGACUAGCACGACAUGGUACACUGCUCUUCCGCGAUCUUCCAAUUCACAACGCCGAGGAUUUCAGCAAAUUCGCCCACGCCUUCGGGUACAAACCGCACGAAAUCAUCGGCAUAGUGGUUGACAGACCGCUCCUCGCACCGAAUGUCGCACCAGCAAACGAGGCACCCAAGGAGGUACUGAUAUACAACCAUAACGAGUCUCCACAGGUUCCACAUGCACCCGAGUAUAUCUUUUUCUAUGGACAUCGUGUCCCUGCUAUUGGCGGUGAAUCGCCGAUCUCAUCAUCCUUGGAGCUCUUCCACAGGGCCCAACGGGAAAUUCCAGAAUUCAUCGAUGAACUUGCAGAGAAAGGGAUCUUGAGCAAAGUCACAUAUCGAACAGAGAAGCAAUUUGAGGGCGGAUCAACGCUGCGCGAGGCCUUUGGCAAAGAGAUCCAUGACGGCGACGACGAGAGCAUUAAGCGUCGCAAGAUUGAGGCCCAGAUUGCUCGGUACGGGAGAGGGAAACAUACAACAUGGGAAUGGAUUGGUGAUGCUCUGGUCUUGACGCACAGGCUGCCUGCGAUUCGUACGCAACCUGGAACUAACUUGCCGACUCUUUUCACUGGACUUGCGGCAUACUGGAAGCGCACUCAGCUUGACACGGAAGCGCGCAAAAAUGUAACGCAACAGCUAUUCGGUGAUGGGACGCCUAUCCCCGAGAAGUACCUCGCUCGCUUGGCAGAAAUUACGGAUGAGAUUCGGGUUCUGCAUCGUUGGGAGAAGGGGGAUGUUUUGGUUUUUGAUAAUAUCAUUGCACAGCAUGGCAGACAACCCUGGCAGGGUGAGCAAUCCGACAGAGUGAUUCAGGCAAGUCUGUUUGAUGGAGAAGCUGUACCCGGGGCAUACGGGUUUGGGGACUGGGCACAAGUUGUGCAAGCCCUUGAUUGA